Heterobilharzia americana is the source of this 300-nucleotide messenger RNA. NCBI's taxonomy places the organism in Eukaryota, Metazoa, Platyhelminthes, Trematoda, Strigeidida, Schistosomatidae. The record is from the annotation of a GenBank genome assembly.
AUGGUAAAUGUCUCUCGAGCUGCCCUGAUAGUUGGGCUUUGUGGACUUAUACACGCUGCUUAUUCUGCUGCACAACAUCGUUCCUACAUUCGUCUGACUGAACAGGAAUACAGCUCACUACCCGCUGAUAUUGUGGUGCAAAUCGUUUUGUCCUUUAUUACUGUGUGCAUUGGCCUUUUUGGUCUCACUGGAAAUUUGAAAGAAAUAGAGGCAGCUGCUGAGUUCAGAGAUAAAACUUGGGAUUCACUGGGAAAUCGCCCUUCCUUUUACAUUUUUCACCAUCGCAAAGUCCCUGCUUAG